Trichogramma pretiosum is the source of this 1206-nucleotide messenger RNA. RefSeq names its product putative gustatory receptor 2a. Bases 1 to 1206 code for a protein of 401 amino acids. Gene Ontology annotation, biological process: sensory perception of taste. The record is from RefSeq and is a predicted model, not a curated record. Lineage: Eukaryota; Metazoa; Arthropoda; Insecta; Hymenoptera; Trichogrammatidae. The transcript has 6 exons. Gene Ontology annotation, cellular component: neuronal cell body; axon; dendrite.
AUGAGAUCGCAGGAGCGCGUACGCAAGGAGUCAGCCCUCUACGAGGUCGUCUGCCCGGCCGUGUACGUGAGCCGCGCCAUGGGCUUGGCCCCGUACGAGCUCACGGCCCGGGGCCAGCUGGACGGCCAGGCGAGAUUGGCGCCCUCGCGCCUCAACUGCCUGUACUCGCUGUUCUGGACGAGCCUCUACUCGUACAUCGUCGUCACGUCGCUCAUGAGGUUCGCCGGCUCGAAGCGCGACAAGCCCGUCCUCGGCGUCACCGAGACUGGAAAGUUGCUGCUGAAUUACGCCGUGUCGCUGGUGGAGCUGAGCCUGUGCGUGCUGAGGCGGGCCGAGUUCGCCGGCGUCUGGAACGCCAUACAGGCCUUCGACGAGGCCUACGACAUCGGCCUCGACAACAACAAGGGUGGUGGUGAUCGAGACCAGCAGCAGCAGCAGCACCACCCGCUGCUCCGCCAGGCCAAGCACUGGCUGUGGCUGCUGCUGUUCGGCUUCGUGCUGGCCUGGGUCAGCGUCAAUCAGACGGGCAUGUACGCCUUCAACGAGUCCUACGUCAACAACAUCGGCUACAUGCUGACCUACGUGGGCACCUGCGUGGCCGUGCUCAAGUUCUGCGGCAUGGCGGCCCUGCUGCUCCAGCGAUUUCGCCACCUCAAUCAGCUGCUGCAGGCCAAGCUGGAUACCAACGUAAACGACUCCAAGGUGGAUUACGCGAGGGAGACCGAGGACGUUGACAGAAUCGAGACGUCGUACAACUACCUGCUGGCGAUCGGCGAGCGCCUCAACGAGAUCUACUCCCUGCCGCUGUUCCUCUACCUGCUGAAUCUCUUCGCCCACGCGGUCAGCAACAUGUACUACUUCUCGAUCUGGACGAUAGUCGACCGGGACUACGUGUCGCAGCCCCGGGUGCUGCUCUGCCUCGUCGCCUGGCUCGUCGUCUACUUCGGCCAGAUGUGUCUCAUUCAUAUCGCCUGUCAUUUCGUUUCGGCCGAGGCGAAUAAAAUGCCGAUUGUACUGCUGGAUUGGCGUCGACGCGACAUCACGAGUAACGAAUAUAGAUCGACGCUGCACUAUUUGAAUAGAAAAAUGAGAUUCAACGCGGCUGGAUGUUUCUACGUGAAUUUGCAGCUGCUGACCUCGACUUUCGGCCAUCUGACGACCUAUCUGGUGAUACUGCUGCAGAUACCUUCGGAGGGCUCCGAGUGA